This is a messenger RNA of Cooperia oncophora, 681 nucleotides long. Lineage: Eukaryota; Metazoa; Nematoda; Chromadorea; Rhabditida; Trichostrongylidae. The record is from the annotation of a GenBank genome assembly.
CUGUUCUACAUCAACCCCAGGUGUUCGCAUAAUUCCACUCCAGUUACUACCUUUCAGAUUGACAAGCGGCUGGGUGGCGUGACCACGGAUGCAGAGUUACACGUUCGAUCAGGCAUUUGGGCUGCAGGAGACACGGCAUCGUUCUACGACAAAUCGCUGGGUCGACGAAGAAUUGAGCACUGGGAAAAUGCCCAGGUGAGUGGGCGAUUGGCAGGAGAAAACAUGACAGGUGCUGGCAAAGCCUUUUGGUAUCAACCUGCGUUCUUUUCUAAAAUUGCUCCUCAUUGGCAUAUCAACGCCGUCGGUAUCACAGAUUCAUCGCUACCAACGGUUUCUGUGUUCGCAAAAGAUGACAACGCCAACGAGAGCUUUGAACGUGGUGUCGUAUUCUAUAAAGGAGAUGACGGAAAGGUUGUUGGUGUGCUUUUACUCAAUGUGUAUGGCUCCGGUGUCGAUGUUUCGCGGCGGUUAAUCGAAGAAGCGAGAAGCGUAGACGAUUUUCAACAGCUUGCAAAGCUAUAUGCAGAACCUGAAGAACAAGAGAAAAGAAGGAAGAAAAACCUGAAAAAGUCAAUUAGGUUGUUUUCACUGAUAUUUGUCGGGCAAUUUUAUGUGUCAAGAUCUUGUUUUACCUCUUCUAUUUCUCGUUAUUCAUCACAAAUAGGCGUCCUCACGGAUUGA